Molecule: messenger RNA, 2373 nt
Organism: Aspergillus alliaceus
Lineage: Eukaryota; Fungi; Ascomycota; Eurotiomycetes; Eurotiales; Aspergillaceae
Product: bifunctional molybdopterin adenylyltransferase MobB/molybdopterin molybdotransferase MoeA family protein
Exons: 4
Coding region: 96-2228 (710 amino acids)
Biological process (GO): Mo-molybdopterin cofactor biosynthetic process; molybdenum incorporation into molybdenum-molybdopterin complex
Cellular component (GO): cytosol; cytoplasm
Molecular function (GO): molybdopterin molybdotransferase activity
Source: RefSeq, a predicted model, not a curated record
UGAUAAGAUUAUCGUUAGAUACAUGCCGGCGUUUGCCUUUUUAUAUCUCCGGGUUCCCCGCAUCCCGACAAAAACCACCCAACUAACAAUUCAAGAUGGCAGACGACAACCUCAAGGCAGCGAUUUUGAUCGUAUCAGAUACCGCAUCCCAAGAUCCUUCCACGGACAAAGUUGCUGAUACUCUCUCGACCUUGUUCUUCACGGAGGGGUCGCAUACUUGGGAUCAGCCAACCACUAAGAUCGUACCUGAUAACGUGCUUGAUAUCCAACGAGCCAUUUGUGACUGGACGGAUGGGCCAAACUGGCUUAAUCUCAUUCUUCUUAGUGGCGGUACAGGAUUUGCGGUUAAGGACAAUACACCCGAGGCUGUCUCGCCUCUUAUCCAUCGCCAUGCCCCCGGUUUAGUGCAUGGCAUGAUUGCUGCUUCAUUGAAAGUCACACCUUUUGCGAUGAUGGCUCGGCCUGUUGCGGGUGUCAGAGAUAAAACAUUGAUUAUUACCUUGCCUGGUUCCCCAAAAGGGGCCAAGGAGAACCUUGAAGCAGUCUUCAAGCUUCUGCCACAUGCAUGUAUUCAAGCAGCUGGUGCUAAUUCCCGAGCCAUCCAUGCAGGUGGGGUGAAGAAGCUGGAGGCUGAAGCAGGCGUAUCCUCAGGAAGCCAUCAGCCAGCAGGCAAAGCAGAUCACACACACAGCCAUCACUACCAUCACCACCACCAUGACCAUUCCCAUAGUCAUGGGCAUGUUGUUCCACAGGCACAUACGUCGCCAUCGGAGAGGCCACAAUCAAAUGAUCCUAAUGCAGGGCCAAACCGCCGAUACCGCGAAUCUCCGUAUCCGAUGCUCUCUGUUGAUGAAGCACUUCGACGGAUCAGCGAACAGACCCCGGAUCCAGUGGUUGUCGAAGUUCCCGUAACUACUGCCUUGGUUGGUUCGGUCGUUGCCGAGGAUGUCUACGCUGCAGAGGCUGUUCCGGCGUACAGAGCAAGCAUUGUGGAUGGGUAUGCUGUGAUUGCACCCGAAGCGUCAGAAAUUGGGCCGAGCGUCAAGGGAAUUUUCCCCGUGGCAUCUAUUUCUUACGCCAACCCGGGAGGAUCAUUGUCGCCUCUGGAGCCUGGAACUAUCGCUAGAAUAACCACAGGAGCUCCUCUCCCACCGAACGCCAACGCCGUGGUCAUGGUUGAGGAUACAGUGCUCGCUUCAUCAACUCCGGAUGGUAAAGAGGAAGCGACUGUAGAGAUAUUGACGGGUGAAAUCAAACCAAAUGAGAAUGUCCGUGAGCCAGGGAGUGAUAUUGCGCUGGGAUCUAAAAUACUUCAGAAGGGUGAUCUGAUAACCUCGGUCGGAGGUGAGAUUGGCCUUCUAGCAGCAUCGGGAACAAAGACUGUCAAAGUUUUUAAGAAGCCAUGUGUGGGCAUUCUAAGCACAGGAGACGAGCUUGUUGAGCACGACAAUCCGAAAAAGCUCCACGGAGGACAAAUUAGAGACUCGAACCGUCCAUCUCUCCUAUCUUGCCUUGCCUCCUGGGGCUUUCCCACUGUCGAUCUAGGCAUUGCUCGUGACACACCAGUAGGUGAGCUGGAACGAAGCCUUCGUGAUGCCCUCCGUGGAGUGGGGAAAGCCCAAACCAGCGUGGACGUGAUUAUCACUACUGGUGGUGUAUCAAUGGGUGAGCUCGAUCUGUUGAAGCCCACUAUUGAGCGCUCGCUAGGCGGAACUAUUCAUUUCGGCCGUGUGUCCAUGAAACCAGGCAAACCAACCACAUUCGCUACAGUUCCGUUCAAACCGUCAUCAUCAACUGAACAAGCCCAGCAGGAACGCGAGACUAAGCUCAUCUUCUCACUACCCGGAAAUCCUGCUUCAGCACUCGUGACGCUCAAUCUAUUCGUCCUCCCAUCCCUCCACAAGCUGAUGGGCAUGGGUGAAAAGCAAGCUGCACCCGGCGUAUCGUCAGCACUCGGACUACCUCUCGUUUCAGUUAGCCUCGCACAUACGUUCCCGCUGGACCCCAAACGUACCGAGUACCACCGGGCCAUUGUGACAGCCUCUCGGUCUGACGGCCGAUUGCACGCUUCUAGUACGGGCUUGGGAGGAGUCGGGCAGCGGAGUUCCAGGGUAGGAAGCUUGGCGAGCGCAAACGCGCUGUUAGUGCUUCGCCCAGGAAGUGGGAAGGUUGAAAAGGGGACUCUGGUGGAGGCACUGAUGCUUGGACCAGUUGUGGCAGUGGAGUAGAUGCUGUUUAUCCUUGAUUUGAAGUAUGUUGUGCUUAAUGUGUCACACGUAAACACUGACAAUCAUGCCAAUAUACAUUAUCUCACAUGUAAUAUGAUGUUAGCUAUUUAUGCUUUUCAAACAGCCAUCCACAAAAAGAAGAAGU